Messenger RNA from Strigops habroptila (Kakapo), 4709 nucleotides. RefSeq names its product C2 calcium dependent domain containing 5 (gene C2CD5). Gene Ontology annotation, molecular function: calcium-dependent phospholipid binding; calcium ion binding. The coding region runs from base 204 to 3368 and encodes 1054 amino acids. The transcript has 27 exons. Gene Ontology annotation, cellular component: plasma membrane. The record is from RefSeq and is a predicted model, not a curated record. Lineage: Eukaryota; Metazoa; Chordata; Aves; Psittaciformes; Psittacidae. Gene Ontology annotation, biological process: positive regulation of D-glucose transmembrane transport; positive regulation of vesicle fusion; positive regulation of protein targeting to membrane.
CUGCCGUGCCCAGGCAGCGGUGCCGGGCAUGGGCAGGCCUCCACAGAACCGUUGCUCGCCGCGGCGCAUGCGCGCCCGCUGCCCCGCCACUGCUCCCGCCCCUCCUACCCCCCCCCGCUGCCGCGCCGUGCGGUGCCGCUCCAUGGGACACGCGCUGUUUUCCCCCUGCAGCCGGCGGGAGGCGGCGGAGGAGGAGCGUGAAGAUGCCGGGGAAGCUGAAGGUCAAAAUCGUGGCAGGGCGCCAUUUGCCCGUGAUGGACCGCGCCAGUGAUCUGACCGACGCCUUCGUGGAGGUAAAAUUUGGAAAUACAACAUUUAAGACAGAUGUGUAUCCCAAAUCACUUAAUCCUCAGUGGAAUUCUGAGUGGUUCAAAUUUGAAGUAGAUGAUGAAGAGCUACAAGAUGAGCCUCUCCAGAUCACAGUUCUUGAUCAUGAUACCUACAGUGCUAAUGAUGCCAUUGGCAAAGUGUACAUAGAUAUUGAUCCUUUGCUCUACAGUGAAGCAGCUACAGUUAUUUCAGGAUGGUUUCCAAUCUAUGAUACCAUUCAUGGUAUACGUGGGGAGAUCAAUGUGGUGGUGAAAGUAGAUCUCUUCAACGAUUUAAACAGAUUUAGGCAGUCAUCCUGUGGAGUCAAGUUUUUUUGCACUACAUCCAUUCCUAAGUGUUACAGAGCAGUAAUAAUUCAUGGAUUUGUGGAAGAACUUGUAGUUAAUGAAGACCCAGAAUACCAGUGGAUAGACCGAAUUCGUACACCAAGGGCAUCAAAUGAGGCUAGACAAAGACUUAUUUCCCUCAUGUCAGGUGAAUUGCAAAGGAAGAUUGGGUUGAAGGUGCUUGAGAUGAGAGGAAAUGCUGUUGUUGGUUAUUUGCAGUGUUUUGAUUUGGAGGGAGAGUCUGGACUAGUAGUGCGAGCCAUAGGAACAGCCUGCACGUUGGAUAAAUUAAGUAACCCAUCAGCAUUUUUGCCUGCAUGUAACUCCCCAUCCAAAGAAAUGAAGGAGUCUCCGCUGGUUCAUCCGCCAAGCCAUGGAUGCCGUUCGACUCACAACAGCCCAAUUCACACUGCUACUGGCUCACGACUUACUCAGAACUUCUCUGUGUCUGUUCCCACUCUCAUCUACACUGGAAUGGGCAGUGGGAGUGCUGGAAAAGAAGGGGGGCCAUUUAAAACUCUUUUAAGACAACAGACUCAGUCAGCUCUGGAACAAAGGGAAUUUCCAUUUUUUACCUUGACGACCUUUCCACCAGGCUUUCUUGUCCAUGUUGGUGGUGUUGUCAGUGCACGGUCUGUGAAGCUCCUGGAUCGCAUUCACAAUCCUGCCUUUGUCGGAAUUAUGGGUAACACAAGAUCAUACAAACUGCUAGACUGGAAUAGUUUCAAUUCAGAUGAACCAGAAACACGAGAUGCAUGGUGGGCAGAAAUCAGACAAGAAAUAAAAUCCCAUGCCAAGGCAUUGGGUUGUCAUGCUGUAGUGGGCUACAGUGAAUCAACUAGCAUUUGUGAAGAGGUCUGUAUUUUGUCCGCGUCUGGCACAGCAGCUGUACUGAACCCUAGGUUUCUUCAGGAUGGCACCAUGGAAGGCUGUUUGGAACAAAGGAUUGAAGAAACAUCACCACCAGGUUGUGGAUUUUGCCAUAUACCAUAUGAUGAACUGAACAUGCCAUUCCCUGCUCACCUCACUUACUGUUACAACUGCAGAAAACAAAAAGUUCCUGAUGUUCUUUUCACGACAAUUGAUCUUCCUGUAGAAGCAAUAGUUAUUGGGAAGGGAUGUCUUAUUCAAGCAAGGUUAUGCCGGCUAAAGAAGAAAGCUCAAGCUGAAGCAAAUGCAACAUCUAUCAGUAAUCUCUUGCCAUUUAUGGAAUAUGAAGUGCACACCCAACUGAUGAAUAAACUGAAGCUGAGAGGAAUGAAUGCUCUGUUUGGACUGAGAAUUCAGAUCACUGUGGGUGAAAAUAUGCUAAUGGGGCUGGCAUCUGCAACAGGUGUGUAUCUAGCAGCUUUGCCAACACCUGGUGGUAUUCAGAUUGCUGGGAAGACUCCAAAUGAUGGCACCUAUGAGCAGCAUAUAUCUCACAUGCAAAAGAAAAUAAAUGAUACGAUAGCAAAAAACAAAGAACUUUAUGAGAUUAAUCCUCCAGAGCUACCUGAAGAAAUCAUUGGGUCUCCCAUUCCAGAGCCAAGACAACGUUCCAGGUUAUUAAGAUCUCAGUCAGAAAGCUCUGAUGAAGUUACAGAGCUAGACCUUUCACAUGGGAAGAAGGAUGCUUUUGUCUUGGAGAUUGAUGAUACAGAUGCAAUGGAAGAUGUACAUUCUUUACUGACAGAUGCUCCACCACCUUCUGGUUUUUACAGUUGCAACACAGAAAUUAUGCCUGGUAUAAAUAACUGGACACCGGAAAUUCAAAUGUUCACAGCAGUAAGAGUAUCCAGAUUAAGCAACGUUAAUCUAACAAAUCAAACACUUAAUAAGAACUUUAAUGAUCUCUGUGAGAAUCUGUUGAAGAGCUUGUAUUUUAAACUACGAUCGAUGGUUCCCUGCUGCCUUUGUCAUGUGAAUUUUACAGUUGCUCUACCGGAGGAUGAAUUAGUUCAGAUUGCAGUCACAGCUGUUGCAAUUACAUAUGACAAAAACCAAGCAUUGCAAACCAACAAAGGCCCUACAGAAAAAUCACAGCAAAGAGCAUCUGCAGACAAUGAAGAACAGCUACAAUUUCCAUUGGAACUUUGCUCUGAUCCCCUUGCUUCUCAACCAUUCUCACCAGCUAAAGAAGCCCUGGAGGGUGCAAGUUCUCACACAGGUAUUCCUGCGGCUCAGAGAGACAGAUGCAACAGCUGGAUAGAGCUCAUUAAACUGAAAGCUCAGACCAUAAGGCGCGGAUCAAUUAAGACAACUGCUUCACUUGACAAAGCAAGUCCAUUGGCUGAGGGGUACUUACGGCACCGUUCUGUUCCAUCAUGCACCAAUUCUACCGUCUCAGUUGUUAAGAUGACACCUCUUUCUUUUCUACCUGGGGCAAAAAUAACCAAAUAUCUUGGGAUAAUCAACAUGUUUUUUAUACGAGAAACCACUUCUUUACGUGAGGAGGGUGGUGUCAGUGGUUUUCUGCAUACUUUUAUUGCUGAAGUGUUUGCAAUGGUGAGAGCUCACGUUGCAGCUUUAGGAGGGAAUGCAGUUGUCUCCUACAUAAUGAAGCAGUGUGUUUUCAUGGAGAAUCCAAACAAAAAUCAGGCUCAGUGUUUAAUAAAUGUCAGUGGUGAUGCUGUCAUCUUUGUACGUGAAUCUGAGCUAGAAAUGUUACCAGUCCAACCUUCUACAGCUGUUUCUCAACCCACGAGUACUGGAGGAGAUGUCACAACAUGAAGACAAAAAAUGAAAUAAUUUCUGCCAAAUACAAAGAUUAUUUAAAAUGUGGGAAUGUUUAGGUUUGCAUCUUCAAAACCGGUGUCUGCCCAUAAUGUUAAUAGCCAAAAUCUGAGACAAUCACUAUACUUCGUCCUCUAACUGUAUGUAAUAGUCAAGGUAGCAUAUCAUCAGGUAUGCUUUCAUUUGUUUGUUGUAACUACAGGCCCCUGUGAAACCUAGGACCGUGGAUUGAAAUAGUAGGCAUCACAUGGCACUGUGAAAGUGAAUAAAAAUUCUGUUGCAUUUUUGAGCUGUUGAACAGGACCAUGAAAAGUUGUAAUUUGGAACCAUUUCUGAGUUUGCAUAUUGUAUUAGCUGAUUCCCAGCUCUGUUUAAGAGAUAAAAGAGGAGUUGGGGUGGGUGGGAGAUACUGAGAAGCCUGUAUUGGCAACCUUUGCUGAAGGAGCAAGAGAAAGAGGCUAAGAAAAUGUGAGCUGAAGCCUGAAUGUACAUCGUAGAGUGUGAGGAGGAAGAAGCAGCACCAAAACAUUACAGUUUGAAUUUCUUCACACUAAAAAUUUUUUCAAACUGUUUGUGAACUGCUGAUUUAUUUUUCUAAAGAUUAUUGCUAUGCAGCAAAUGUUUUGGGUGGGUGUUUUGGGUUUUUUUGCUGUUGUUGUUGUUGUUUUUACAAGGUGGCAGACCAUGAUGCAGACUUCCUAGUCAUUCCUGUAGUUAAAAAAAAAAAAAAAGAACAAAAAGUUCCAAAGUGUGUUCGGUGCUAUUAUAAGAUGUUCACUUCCACAUUGACAAGACAGAUCUUUUUUUAUAUAUAAGAUUCUGUGAAAGAAUUGUCCCGAGGCUCAUUUUCUUAAGGCGUGACCUCUUGCAAGGAUGACAUGAACAGUCCUCCAGAAGUCAGUUAUACAGAGGUAGUCUCCAGCCUCCUUUCUGUUUAACAAGCUGGCAAUGCCUCGUUAAUUGGAGAUUAAUGUAUGUUUGUGAUGCUGCUUUCUGCGAGUUGAGGAUUUAGUUGUUUUUUGGUUUUGGGGUUUGGGUUGUUUGGAUUUUUUUCCAGUACUGUAGCUGGGAAAUGAGGAUACUGCAAAGAAAGGAAAUUUGUCAUUUCCUGUAAGUGUCUGACAGGUGGUGAUGUUUUAAGAUACAAAAUGCAAACUUUGAUUUGAAGAUGCAUUCUUACUUAAUUCUGACAAUACCAUAUGUGGAACUUGAACAAACUUGUAAACUUGAAUGUAAAUAUUCUGCUUGCAAAGGCAUGAUUAUUUGUUAAAACUAAUUAUUUCAUUGUAAAUGAGCAUGGAAAUCAUUCUUGCACAUUAAAUUUCUUUACAAAAUUAA